Aureobasidium uvarum is the source of this 345-nucleotide messenger RNA. Lineage: Eukaryota; Fungi; Ascomycota; Dothideomycetes; Dothideales; Saccotheciaceae. The record is from the annotation of a GenBank genome assembly.
UUUCUGCGAAGAAGCAGCAGGACGCAAUAUUCAAGUUACAAAGAAACCCUUCAGGCCAUCGCACAAAAGAUUGGUGAUGUUGAGACUGAAGCUGAGGAGCACAACGUGGCCAGCAUCACUAACACAGAAAAAGGCNUUGUGUUAGAAACACUCGAACCACUGCCAGGCGAUCGCAAGUGUUUCCGUAUGAUCAACGGUGUUCUUGUGGAACGAACUGUACAAGAUGUCUUGCCACAGCUCAAGACCAAUGCAGACGGCCUUAAAAAGGUGCUCGAAGAUCUGCUGAAACAAUACACUACCAAGCAAGAGGAACUCGAGAAGUGGAAGAUUCAGGUUGUCACACAA